AUGAGAACAUCUCUGCAGUUUCUUUGGCCUCAGAUCCUGUGUUUCCUGUUAUUCACUUCUCAAUAUCAAGUUCACACAAAGUCCACCAUUGAACCAUGCAAUUCCUCAGACUCGUGCCCCUCUCUCCUCUCUUAUCUCUUGCCCUGGGACUCCAAAGUAUCCGAAAUCGCCACUCGUUUCCACGUAAACUUUUCUGAUAUCUUGGCCUCGAACUCUCUCUUCCCCAUAACUUCAUCAAGUGCGCACCAAAUCCUCAGAGCCAACACGUUGGUGAAAAUACCCAUCUCGUGCUUUUGCGUGGAUGGCAUCCGAAGGUCCAUGUCAACCAUUUACACUGUUCAUGCAGCAGACACACUGGCCUCCAUAUCAGAAGGUUAUGGUGGGUUGGUUAGUGGUGAGCAAAUCAAGAGUGUGAACAGCAUCAAUGCCACCAACCCCUUGACCAGUGGAGGCACCCUUGUUAUUCCACUGCCAUGCACAUGUUUUAACAAUGUUAACAAUGGGGGAACCGCUGUUUACAUGUCAUAUGUUGUGCAGAGAGGAGAGAGCCUCCGGAGCAUAGCAUCAAAGUUUGGUACAACUAUUUCAGACUUGGAAACUGUAAAUGAGUUUUGGGAAGCUGCGGUGGAUCCCGGAGACAUUCUAUCUAUUCCCAUUGCAGCAUGUUCAUCAGCAACCUUGAACUGGUAUGAUGAGAGUAUGAUAGUUCCAAAUGGCUCAUAUACAUUAACUGCCACCAACUGCAUCAAAUGCAGUUGCGAACCAAUGGAUAUCACGAUGCGAUGUGUUCCUUCUGGACUAGAUGUUCCCUGCUAUAAUUUACGUUGCAAAGAAUCCAAUCUUAUUAUCGGUAAUGAAUGUGUGGAGCACUCAGCAACAGCUUGCAAUGUGAUCCAAUGUGUUUACCGUGGCCACAAGGGUGGGAAAAUUCUGAGUAGUAUGAAGAACUCUUCUUACCUCAAGUGCUCUGGUAAUUAUGCUGAUGAUGAUCCGUGUCAUAGUGAAGCAUCAUGUUGGCCUUUGUCAUCAUAUCCUGAAGAUCCAUUUGGAAUGUCUCCAAACCCAUCUCCCUCUUUGCCACUGCCAGUUUCUCAGGCUUCUCUGAGGACUCGUGCCUCCAAUGGAAGGCUUGGUCAAUUUUUAAUCAAUGUGCUGCCAAUAUUCUUAUUGUUAAAGUUUAUCCUUUAA
Molecule: messenger RNA, 1188 nt
Organism: Sphenostylis stenocarpa
Lineage: Eukaryota; Viridiplantae; Streptophyta; Magnoliopsida; Fabales; Fabaceae
Source: the annotation of a GenBank genome assembly